Molecule: messenger RNA, 300 nt
Organism: Lottia gigantea (owl limpet)
Lineage: Eukaryota; Metazoa; Mollusca; Gastropoda; Lottiidae
Exons: 2
Biological process (GO): peptidoglycan catabolic process
Molecular function (GO): zinc ion binding; N-acetylmuramoyl-L-alanine amidase activity
Source: RefSeq, a predicted model, not a curated record
GGCUGUCCACGAAUAGUAUCGAGGUCGGAAUGGGGAGCUCGACCACCGACACAUACCAUUGGUCAUCUCCCAGCUGUACCUAAAUACGUCUUUAUCCAUCAUGGUGCCACGCCUGGUUGUACCACGGAGAGCGCCUGUAAACAGAAAGUUCGGGAAUAUCAGAACUACCAUUUGGACGGACAUCAUUGGCCUGAUAUAGGUUAUACCUUUGUUAUUGGAGAAGAUGGAAAUGUCUACGAAGCCCGAGGGUGGGAUAUUAUUGGGGCUCAUACUUACAAUUAUAAUUAUAAUGGGUUAGGU